Molecule: messenger RNA, 1779 nt
Organism: Ostreobium quekettii
Lineage: Eukaryota; Viridiplantae; Chlorophyta; Ulvophyceae; Bryopsidales; Ostreobiaceae
Source: the annotation of a GenBank genome assembly
AUGCCAAAGGUCUCAGGACCACAAGAGGGCAGGGGCCCCAAGGGUGGGGUGCUACACCCAGUCGCCCCUGUGUACACCGUGAAGGUAGACAGACGGAUCGUCCAGCGUGGGUCCACGCGGCACAAGGCUGCUCUGGUGGGCGUGACGGAAAAGGGCGACACUGCCAGGAGGCUGGCUGCUAAGGCUGCGAUUGACGUGCGGUCCACUGCCGCACUAUUGACAUCGGAACUGACACGUGUGGCGACGAAGAUUCCUGCCCAACCACUGCUGAAAGUAGCGGCAACAAAUCUGGGACAUCUGGUGCCACAGCACACAGGCCAGCCUGGUGCUGGGUCUUCCAGCCCUCGCAUUCGUGAUGCCAUGGCGGCCGCCUUGUCAACGGGACUCUCACCGUCCAGUGCCACCACCUCUGUGGACUCAACCGCUGUCUGGCGACCAAGGGGUGUGCUGCUUGCACAUCUUGCAGAGCACAGGAAGAUGGUGAACAGACUGGCUGUUGCACGCAACAAGCAGUUCUUUGUUAGUGCCUCAAACGACGGAACGGUGAAGGUCUGGGACCUCAGGCAUCUGGAGAGGGAUGUGUCGUUUCACAGCAAGCUGACAUACGGCGCCCAGUCGGGCAAGAUCACAGCAGUCACAGCUUGUGAGGACAGUGCCAGCAUUGCUUCAGUGUCGACAGAUGGUAGUGUCCAUGUGUGGCGUGUGGAGUAUGUGCGGAAUACACAGCGACCCGGACGGGAAGAUUACUCAGGCAUAACUGGCAGGCAGCAGGUGACGCCCUGCGAAGGUGCAGUGCUGGACAUCCACCAAUGGGGCCCACUCCUGAUUUAUGUUACCCAGAGGGGCGGCGUCCACGCUUGGGACAUCCGAAUGCGGCAGGACGCCUGGUGCAUACCCCUGGCGCCCCACCAGGGGCUGGUCGAGAGGAUCGCCUUGGACCCCACGGACGACCUGUCCUGGUUGCUGACAGGCUCAAGCCGCGGCUACCUGGGCCUGUGGGAUGUACGGUACCGCCUGCUAGUUAACAGCUGGAGGCACCCGCUGGGGUGCAGCAUAAAUGCACUGGCACCGGCCCUUGCGCCGCCGGACUCCUUGGGCCUCAGGGGGAUGUCUGGGCUUGGGCCCCUGGUGUAUGUGGCAGCUGGAGGGAACGAGGUGGCCCUCUGGGAUGUGGUUGAGGGGCGGUGUCGGCAGGUGUUUCGUGUCAUACCUCGUGAGGAGACCGAGAUUGUAAAAAUGGAGCAGCCAACUGCCCUCGGUCCCCCACCAGCCCAGAGGAACUCAUCGCAGCUGCGGUCGGCAGAAUCUGGCUCCGACCCCUUGCGAACAAGCCUUGCCAAGGACUUGGCAAUCCAAGAGCUGUACAUGCCCCAGCCCCGGCAAGAGGGCUUGCGAUCGGUGCUGGCGAUGCCGGGGGGCGCCCUCCUGACUGCAGGGAGCGACCGGUGUGUGCGGUACUGGGAUGGCCUGGAGCCCAAGAGCAGCUACAUUGUCUGUGGCCCACCUGUGAGGGAUGAGCUGUCAGAGAUGCAGCUUGCGGACCGCCCGCGGCCGCACUACACCCACCAGUACACGCUGCACCGCCUGCACGAGGUGCCCAUCCUGGACGAGUGCUGCCUGGCGACCCACACCCCGAAGCCACCCGACCCCUUCGAGGACAUCCUGCGCAUGGAGGACCUGUGCCACCGCGACUGCGUGACGGACAUGGCCACGGUGGAGGUUCAGGAGAGGAUGCUGUUGACUUGCGGGCGAGACGGGAUCGUCAAGGCGUGGCGGUGA